Messenger RNA from Necator americanus (New World hookworm), 273 nucleotides. RefSeq lists its product as uncharacterized. NCBI's taxonomy places the organism in Eukaryota, Metazoa, Nematoda, Chromadorea, Rhabditida, Ancylostomatidae. The coding region runs from base 1 to 273 and encodes 90 amino acids. The transcript has a single exon. The record is from RefSeq and is a predicted model, not a curated record.
AUGAAUGACGGUUCACUCGUCAUUCGUGGAGAGAAGGUUCCGUCGCGAAAUGUAGGCGGUGUUGGUUUUGUUGUGCACCCAUCUGUCGUCCAUCUCGUCGAUUCUCAUGAGAUCCUGUCACCUCGUCUGGCCAUUCUUCGCCUCCGCCCUCUGCGCCAAAAAUCCAUCAGUAUCAUCAACAGCUACUCACCAACAUCAGCAGCUGAUGAAUCCGAAUUGGACGCGUUCUACGAGGAGCUCGAGGAAGUGGUCCGCAACGAGAAGUCCUUCUAA